Messenger RNA from Oryzias melastigma (Indian medaka), 1728 nucleotides. RefSeq names its product Rh family, C glycoprotein b (gene rhcgb). Gene Ontology annotation, molecular function: ammonium channel activity. Gene Ontology annotation, biological process: ammonium homeostasis; ammonium transmembrane transport. Gene Ontology annotation, cellular component: plasma membrane. Lineage: Eukaryota; Metazoa; Chordata; Actinopteri; Beloniformes; Adrianichthyidae. The transcript has 11 exons. Bases 100 to 1542 code for a protein of 480 amino acids. The record is from RefSeq and is a predicted model, not a curated record.
UUGACACUCUUGCAGAGCAGCUGGACACUUGUGCUCUUCCUAACCAAUUCUGACUCCUUUUUUAAAUAUAUUUUUGAAGAUAUCCGCUAAGCAUUAACGAUGGGUGCUUCUCAAAGCUUUAGGUCGAUGUGUGACAGAGAGAAAAAUACAAAUGUUCAUCUCAGUCUUCCAGCAGUUUGCAUCGUGUGGCAGACAGCCAUGAUCAUUUUGUUUGGAGUUUUUGUCCGGUACGAUGAGCAAUCAAGUACAAAAUGGCUAGAGGAAAAUCCAAAAAAUAUUAGUGAGAUAGAAAAUGACUUCUACUACAGAUACCCAAGUUUCCAGGAUGUGCACGUGAUGAUCUUUGUUGGAUUUGGUUUCCUGAUGACGUUUCUGAAGCGAUACAGCUUUGGUGGAGUGGGUUUCAACUUCCUCAUCGCCGCCUUUGGCCUCCAGUGGGCGUUGCUGAUGCAGGGCUGGUUUCACCACCUGGGCGAUGAUGGGAAGAUAACCAUUAAUGUUUAUGGUAUGAUCAAUGCGGAUUUUUGUGUGGCUGGCUGCUUGAUUGCCUAUGGAGCGUUGCUGGGUAAAGUCAGCCCGGUCCAGCUGAUGGUCCUAACUUUGUUUGGGGUCACAUUAUUUGCUGUGGAGGAAUACAUUAUCUUAAAUCUCAUAAAGGCAAAAGAUGCUGGAGGCUCCAUGGUGAUCCACACAUUUGGAGCCUACUAUGGUCUCGCCAUAUCGUGGAUGCUCUAUCGACCAAAUCUGGACCAGAGCAGCCGUUUGCAGCGCUCAGUUUACCACUCAGACGUCUUCGCUAUGAUUGGCACUCUAUUCCUGUGGAUGUUCUGGCCCAGCUUUAACUCGGCCAUUACUGAGCAUGGAGACGGGCAGCACAGAGCAGCCAUCAACACCUACCUGUCGCUGGCUUCAACGGUGCUCACUACUGUGGCUGUUUCAAGUGUCUUUCAAAAGCACGGAAAGCUGGACAUGGUCCACAUCCAGAACUCUACCCUCGCUGGAGGUGUUGCCGUAGGAACCGCAGCCGAGUUUAUGCUGAUGCCUUAUGGAUCUCUGAUUGUUGGGUUCUGCUGUGGGAUUUUGUCCACACUAGGAUACGUCUACAUCACACCCUUCCUGGAAAAGCACAUGAAAAUCCAGGACACAUGUGGAAUUCACAACCUCCAUGCCAUGCCGGGAGUCAUUGGGGGUAUUGUUGGAGCCAUCACUGCUGCUGCUGCCACAGAGAGCGUUUAUGGUGCAAAAGGGAUACAUCUGUUUGAUUUUCCUCCUGCAAAACAAGGCGGCCACCAAGCAGGAGCCCUCUGUGUGGCUCUCUGCUUUGGCAUAGGUGGAGGUAUUCUUGUAGGCGCUAUCCUAAGAUUACCAAUAUGGGGAGAUCCAGCUGACGACAACUGCUUUGAUGAUGAGCCCUACUGGGAGGUGCCAGAGGAGGACGAGGAGAGCGUCCCGCCCGUCCUGCAGUACAACAAUCACAUGCGGAAUAAAGACGUGGCGGAGUCAAAUUUCACCAUGGAAUCAGAUACCAGGCCUCGAGCGUGAAGAACAUCUGCGUCAUCGACACACAACUUACUUCUCUAUUGGACAAAAGUGAAAAACCUGAAGCGGUCACGGCACACCUGUCAUUACCGGCCAUGAAACUAUUUUCUUUCCCUUUUGUUCUUUUAAAUCCCAUUGAAGCAGGGUGACAAUCUAAGUUUUUCAAAAUAAAAUCAUAGAAAUUGGAAA